Messenger RNA from Capsella rubella, 2574 nucleotides. RefSeq names its product O-fucosyltransferase 34. The transcript has 8 exons. Gene Ontology annotation, cellular component: cytoplasm. Lineage: Eukaryota; Viridiplantae; Streptophyta; Magnoliopsida; Brassicales; Brassicaceae. The coding region runs from base 740 to 2266 and encodes 508 amino acids. The record is from RefSeq and is a predicted model, not a curated record.
UAUUUUUUAUUUUCCUCCUUGGGGUAGAAAAAGUGGUGAAUUUUGCAAAUUCUUUUGUCUAUUUCUCCGACGUCCUUCAUCUUCACUCUCCGGUCAACACCGACCGGAUUCUUAUCUGAGAGUCUCAACCUAAAACAUUUACAACUAUUUUUGUUUCCGUGCUGCAAUUUCGAGAGAGUGUGUAUAAAGGAUUCGAUCGCCAUUGCUUGAAUUUCAAAACCUUUUAUUUUAUUUUUGGUGGGUCUGUAAGUUGAAGUGUGAGCUUCAUCUUCGUCUGGGUUGCUGGGAGUUUGAAAGCUGUCGUUUGUUUUCGACUCUUUUUAUAUUAAAAAACUUUGAGAUUCCUUCUUCUUCUUUUUAUUUAAUUGAAAGCAAGAUCUGGGUUUAGUCAGAUUAAGCCGAAGAUCGUGCCCUACUUAAACAAAAAAGAAAAAAAAAAAUCUGGGUUUCUCGAGGAGUGAUUAAUGCACAGAGUGUGUUGUGUGGAGAUUACAUUUUCUCUGAGUGUUAUUAGGAAGGGAUAAUUAAAACUUGAGCAGAGUUAUCUUCUAAAUAACAAUUACUAUAUUGUUUUCUGUCCUUUUGAAUCUCUCUAGUUUUUAUAUAUUUUUCUAUCAAGUUGAAGAAGCUGUGGUUAGUGUUUCCAGGCUUACUACCCCUUUUAAGUGUUCGAUGAAAUUCCUCUGAGAGUCUUUGGGAACUGUGGGAGUUGGGGUUUGGUGGGGUGUGAUUUAGAAAAAUGUGUAAAAUGGACAAGUUUCUUUACCACAGGAAACUCUGGGAGAUGAAUGUUAGGCUUUUAGGAGAGAGUAAAGUUGAGAAACUCAAGAACUCUUUUGUUUCGAGGCCUCGUAUGAGCCUGUGGAUGAUUCGUGCCGUUACUGUUUUGUUGCUUUGGAGCUGUUUCGUUCAUUUGAUGGCUUUGGGUGAGAUGUGGGGACCAAGAUUGUUUAAAGGCUGGCCUUCUUGUUUCAAUCACAAUGGUUUCUCCUCUGCCGCUGAUAUGACCUCUCUCCCCACUAAAAUUGCUCUUCCUCCUAAAAGGAUAUAUGUUAACAAUGGUUACCUUAUGGUUUCCUGCAAUGGAGGACUCAAUCAAAUGCGAGCAGCGAUAUGUGAUAUGGUGACUAUUGCAAGAUACAUGAAUGUCACACUUAUUGUCCCGGAGCUUGACAAGACCUCGUUUUGGAAUGAUCCAAGUGAAUUUAAAGAUAUAUUCGAUAUGGAUCACUUCAUAAGCUCAUUAAGAGAUGAAGUUCGGAUACUCAGAGAAUUACCUCCAAGGCUUAAGAAAAGGGUUGAGCUUGGAAUGUACCACGAAAUGCCUCCUAUUAGUUGGUCAAAUAUGUCUUAUUACCAAAAUCAGAUUCUUCCACUGGUGAAGAAACAUAAGGUCUUACAUCUGAACAAAACGGAUACACGACUUGCUAAUAAUGGACUGCCCGUGGAGGUUCAGAAGCUGAGGUGCCGAGUAAAUUUUAACGGGCUUAAGUUUACUCCUCAGAUUGAGGAAUUGGGUAGACGAGUAGUCAAGAUUCUUAGAGAGAAAGGUCCCUUUCUCGUCCUGCAUCUCAGAUAUGAAAUGGAUAUGUUAGCAUUUUCUGGUUGCUCACAUGGUUGCAACCCUGAGGAAGAAGAAGAACUAACAAGAAUGAGAUAUGCUUAUCCAUGGUGGAAAGAGAAAGUCAUCAACUCUGAGCUGAAGAGAAAAGAUGGCCUUUGCCCUUUAACUCCUGAGGAAACCGCUCUCACGCUGACCGCAUUGGGUAUUGACCGAAAUGUUCAAAUUUACAUAGCUGCUGGAGAAAUCUAUGGUGGUCAAAGGCGAAUGAAGGCUUUAACAGACGCUUUUCCAAAUGUGGUCCGGAAAGAAACCCUACUCGAACCCUCAGAUCUAGAUUUUUGUCGGAACCAUUCAUCUCAAAUGGCUGCACUUGAUUACCUAGUGGCUCUUGAGAGCGAUAUAUUUGUUCCAACUAACGAUGGCAACAUGGCUAGAGUCGUUGAAGGUCAUCGCAGAUUCUUGGGGUUCAAGAAAACAAUCCAGCUGAAUAGGAAGUUCUUAGUUAAGCUGAUAGAUGAAUAUACUGAAGGAUUGUUGACUUGGGAUGUAUUUUCAUCCUCGGUGAAGGCGUUUCACUCUACUCGAAUGGGAAGCCCGAAGAGACGGUUAGUGGUUCCCAAUAGACCAAAGGAAGAAGACUACUUCUAUGCCAACCCGCAUGAAUGUUUGCAGCUGUUAGAUGAACCAUUGAGAGUCCUUUGAGGGAUGUGACUUAUCCAUUGGCGAGAGAACAACUGAAAUAUCGGGUCUAAAGCUCUAAUUUACUACAGUCUGAAAGAUGAAUUUACAGUGAGUUUUACAGAUUGAAGUUUAAGGGUUCUUGGGUGUAGAGAUUUCUGAAAGAGCUUACAUGGAUGAACCAGAAGAUACGUUAGUUGAAAGCUUACAUUGUAAAGUUUGGCAUCCAUGGCAUUGCCAGUUUUGUUAGCUAAAUAAGAAGUGCCAUUUUGUGUAAUUAAACCUUGGUUACAGUUAAAGAUUAUAUAUAUAUUUCAGAUCAUUAUAUUCUC